This is a messenger RNA of Tremella mesenterica DSM 1558, 378 nucleotides long. RefSeq lists its product as uncharacterized. NCBI's taxonomy places the organism in Eukaryota, Fungi, Basidiomycota, Tremellomycetes, Tremellales, Tremellaceae. The coding region runs from base 1 to 378 and encodes 125 amino acids. The transcript is spliced from 3 exons. The record is from RefSeq and is a predicted model, not a curated record.
AUGUCCCUCACAAACUACGACCUGCCUACGAUUCGAUCGACGGAAACUAGGGGCCCUUUGUAUCCAUGUAUGUCGGUCAAAGUUACAGGGAGUAUAUGUGACAAUCUAACUGAAAAAUAUCAGGACCUCACGGGUUCUACGAUCCCGGCGGCUUCGGCCCAAGAAGCCUUGAAACUCCUGGAGAUAUAUGAGCACUCAUACAAGCGGCAUGCGGGAAGUGUGGAGCUGGCACAGAAGCGUCUGAACGACCCCACUGAUUCAUCUCGUUGGGACGCUAGUAGUCACGGCGUAGCAAUCUGUGAGGUCUGUGGCCUCCAUUGCACAAUGUCUACAUCCACACGAACUCGAGACUAUAGACUUCGGCGUCGGGCGAUCUGA